AACGGCCUGCCGGCUCCCUCGCUCUCUUAUUGUGCCAGAUCAGCGGGGCCUCGAGAUGAAUCAUUAAUGACCGGUUCCAACCGGCCUAAUGGCCUCUAAUGUUCCGUAAUGAUCUCCCGUCACCGCCAUGUGCGCGGCCUCUAAUGGAUCCAAUGCCGUGGAGAAUUCGCCGGUUUGAACUUCGGUAAAUCCUCCUCUUUUCGUCGAGCAGCGCACAACGAGGCAGCGCAAAAAGAGCCAUGAGCACGAGGCCCCCGGAGCUCCACGGACGCAGCAUGACUUUCCCUCUCCGCCGAUCGACCUCAGAGCCCCAGUUAAAGGGCAUUGUGACCAGGCUUUCCAGUCGCCAGGGCUUCCAGCUGCAGAUGCAGCCUGAUGGCACCAUUGAUGGAACCAAGGAUGAAGACAGCACCUACGCUGUGUUCAACCUGAUCCCAGUGGGGCUUCGUGUGGUGGCCAUCCAGGGCGUCCAGACCAAACUCUACUUGGCAAUGAAUAAUGAAGGCUUUCUAUAUACCUCCGAACAUUUUACCCCGGAGUGUAAGUUCAAGGAGUCGGUGUUUGAGAACUACUACGUCACCUACUCCUCCAUGCUGUACCGGCAACAGGCCUCAGGCCGGGCCUGGUACCUGGGACUCAACAAGGAGGGCGGAAUCAUGAAGGGGAACCACGUCAAGAAGAAUAAGGCCGCCGCACACUUCAUACCGAAACCGCUCAAAGUGGCCAUGUACAGGGAGCCCUCCCUCCAUGACCUGACAGAACUAUCACGGUCAGGCAGUGGAACGCCAACCAAGAGUCGCAGCGCUUCGGCCCUACUUAACGGUGGAGGGAAGACGCCCAGCAACAAUGACUUAUCCUAGCCCCCCACCCCUCUCUCUCACACACAC
Molecule: messenger RNA, 887 nt
Organism: Xiphias gladius (swordfish)
Lineage: Eukaryota; Metazoa; Chordata; Actinopteri; Istiophoriformes; Xiphiidae
Gene: fgf13b
Product: fibroblast growth factor 13b
Exons: 5
Coding region: 240-860 (206 amino acids)
Biological process (GO): animal organ morphogenesis; positive regulation of gene expression; positive regulation of protein phosphorylation
Cellular component (GO): cytoplasm
Molecular function (GO): growth factor activity; fibroblast growth factor receptor binding
Source: RefSeq, a predicted model, not a curated record